UGCCUCUGCAGCGUUGAGAGACGGCGGGGAGAGAGCAGCUUUAAUAGGGACUCUCUGGAUCUGGUUUGAGAUAAACAUCUGUUUUUCUUUGGUAAAAAAAAAAAAGAAAGAAAGAAAAAGAAGAGAAAAGAAAAGAAAGAAGGAAAAAGACUUAGAAGCACUUAAAAAAAUAAACAGAUACUCGUAAGGCAUCGUAGUGGGACUGGAUCAAAGCGGGAUAGGUGGAUGUAUCAGAGAGAAGAGGAGGGAGUUUAUGAUCCGAGGCUCUUUGGAAAUAACUCCAACAACGAAUGGAAGCGAAGGAGAAGGAUGCUGGUUUAGGAGGAUGAAUCAUUUGCUUUCAUCUGAUUGAUUUUAUUUGUUGUGGGUGUCUGUCACACCUGAGCUCAUAAAGCCCACCUCGUUUCAGAUAAAAACUAAUUGAUAAAUUCGUUCAUCGCAGGAGGAGUUCCUUAUUUAAAGUUAAGUCUAGCCUCAAGGAAUAGUUUAUAAAGCCUGAUUUCUAUUAAGAAACGUGGAAGCGCUCAGUCUCAUAACAAGCUCCCAGGCUGCUAAUCACAUUUUCUGACCUUCCUUGAUAAAACCCGACAGAGGAUCAUGGCCAUCAACACCGACACCGACUUCCUGAAGUCCACCCUGGGCAGUGAGGGCGGAGGAGGCGCCCCGCCCGCGGACUUACAGGAGACGGAGAAACUCCUGACGGUGACCACCGAGCCCGGGGGCACCGGGAUGAAAAUGUCCACCUCCUUCACAGCCAACGUGGCCGGGGACAAGGCUCUGGAGGCCGACCAGAACGGCCACAGCGUCGCCAUGAGGUCGGGCUCCAUCGGGCAGCUGUCCGCCGCCGCCCCCCUUUCCCCGUCCAGGGCCAGCCUGAGCCGCUCCUCCACCGGGAACGCCACCGUGCCGGAGACCCCCAAGCCCAAGGAUUACCUCAUCCUGGUCAUCCUGUCCUGCUUCUGCCCGGUUUGGCCCGUCAGCAUUGUCGCAUUGGUGUACUCUGUUAUGUCCAGAAACAGUCUUCAGAACGGGGAUGUGGACGGGGCCCGGAGGCUGGGUCGACUGGCUCGCCUGCUGAGCAUCGUCUCCAUUUUCCUGGGACUGCUCAUCAUCGUCGUCUACACCACAGUUCACUUUUCAGCUCUCAACUAACAACCGCGAGGAGAAAA
Molecule: messenger RNA, 1169 nt
Organism: Poecilia reticulata (guppy)
Lineage: Eukaryota; Metazoa; Chordata; Actinopteri; Cyprinodontiformes; Poeciliidae
Gene: trarg1a
Product: trafficking regulator of GLUT4 (SLC2A4) 1a
Cellular component (GO): membrane
Source: RefSeq, a predicted model, not a curated record